This is a messenger RNA of Trematomus bernacchii (emerald rockcod), 1031 nucleotides long. RefSeq lists its product as uncharacterized. The coding region runs from base 89 to 856 and encodes 255 amino acids. The transcript has 3 exons. Gene Ontology annotation, biological process: regulation of transcription by RNA polymerase II. Gene Ontology annotation, cellular component: nucleus; transcription regulator complex. Lineage: Eukaryota; Metazoa; Chordata; Actinopteri; Perciformes; Nototheniidae. The record is from RefSeq and is a predicted model, not a curated record.
UUUGGCCUUUCACGGCCAAUUCAACAUUAUGCGUCGGACACAGGAAGUCGGACCAAGAAACCACUCUGAUUGGCUGUUCAGCUAGCGAAUGAGAAGCGAAACGGAAGUGAGGGACGUAAACAAACUAUUUAAGAAGGCACACACACAGACGGCUAUUCAUUUUCAUCUCAUCGGUUUAUUUGUCAUCAUGGCGAUCUGGAAUGAAGGAAACGAAGAACUGCUCAUCACCUUGAUCGAGGAGAGGCCAGCUCUGUACGACAUUACAGAGACAAAUUACUCGAACCGAGUAGUGAAAACCGGACUCUGGCGAGAGAUUGAAUCUCAACUUGGUUUCUCAGAGAAAGCGCUGAGGAAGAAGUGGGAUUCUCUACGAACCGAGUACAGACAGCUGCGGAUCAUGACCAGGCUGCAGUUUUUAGAGCCCUACACAAAAAGGAAGGAGAGUACUUCGAACCUCACCAUCACGGAACGUCUGGUGGCUGCAGAAUCACCCCCCGGUGGCACCAGCAGUGACACCAGCAGUGAAACCUCGACCAGCACCACUGAGGAGUCCUUCCACUCUGAUGCUGAGCCGACACCGCUCAGAAAGAGGCCAUGCACACUCAGUACUCGAAGGCCUCCGGCAAAGCGCAGGAUGAUGCAGGAGGAGUCCGUCGUUGAGGCGUCAAAAACAUUGCUGGAGAGGAUAACAAAAACUCUGGCACAGUUGGCCCCGAGUGGACCUGAUGACAUACUCGCGGCCCAUGCCAAAGUGUUUGAGCACAGACUGCGGCUGUUGCCACCUCAUCAGAUUAGACCCUUCCUGAUUUGCGUGGAAAAUUGCUUCUUCGAGCACUUAGAGAAAAAUCAAACCUAGUCAUUUCACUUGUCUCUAGACAGUUGUCUUCACAUGUGACUCGUUUUUUAAAAGUUCACUCAUUUUUAAAGAUGUGGCUAAUUCUUUUUACAGACAGUUGUGGCAAUAACAUUUUUUUUUGUUGUAUUGCAUAGUAUUUUUAUUGUAUUGUAUUUUUGUUAAUUGUUUACUUUUU